AUGUUUUUCUUUGGUAAGGUUACAGCCGAACAGCCAUGGACUAGGGGGAAGGUUUUGUUUAUCUCACUCGCUCUCCGGCUAACUAUAGUUCUUUAUUCCAAUAUUCACGACUAUGUGUUCAAUGUCAGUUUUACUGAUGUUGACUAUCAUGUUUUCACCGAUGCGGCUCGUCAUGUGAACAAAGGAGGAAGCCCAUAUGAACGAACAACUUAUAGGUAUACCCCUGUGCUGGCUUUUAUGCUUUUACCAAAUUUGAAAUGGGCAGACUUUGGAAAGUUCCUCUUUUGCUUUUUUGAUAUAAUAGUCGGCUAUCUUUGUUUCGCUAUAAUGGACCAUUUCAAUUCAUUUUUUUCCGAAAGUAACUCGAAGUCAAAAAAAGAGAUUCAUAGGAAGGAUGCUCCGAAGAACUUGGAAAAUUUAGUGGAGGACCCUCAUAUUCUUCCAGUAGCUUGUCUAUGGUUGGGAAAUCCUUGGAUUGCAAUAAUUUCGGCUAGAGGAAGCUCCGAUGCCAUUGUAUGUGCCGCUGUUCUUUCGUCCCUCUUGUUACUGCAGAAAAAAAAUUGGGCUUUAUCCGCCGUAUGCCACGGUCUUUGUGCUGUCCAUUUCAAAAUUUACCCACUUAUAUACUUGCCUUCAAUCUUCAUUCAUUUGGCAGAAAUUAAGAAAACGUGGGGCAAGCCUGAGAUUUUAAAAGCUCUCUUUUGUAAUGUAAAGGGCUUUCUUUACGCUGCUAUAUCACUUGUGGGUUUUGGCUUAGUCGUUUUACUCUUCAACUGGGUGUACGGUGAUAUAUUUUUGGAGGAGUUUCUGAUUUACCAUAUCAGAAGAAAAGAUGUUCGUCAUAAUUUCUCGCCAUAUUUCUUGCCUCUCUAUCUCACACAGGAUCAACCAAGUCUAAGUGAACUUAUUGGUCUUCUUGCAUUUGUUCCACAAGUGCUCUCAAUUCUCUAUUUUGCUUUCAAGUAUUAUGAUGAUUUACCUUUUUGUUGGUUCCUCACAACGUUCUCAUUUGUUGCUCUGAACAAGGUGUGCACUAGUCAAUAUUUUAUUUGGUACAUGGUAUUCCUUCCUCUCAUCGUGGAUCGUUUGAAAAUGAACCUCAAUGAGGCUCUUAAACUAGUAGGAUUAUGGGUCUUUGGUCAAGCAUUUUGGCUUUUCUUCGCAUAUUUAUUUGAGUUCAGAGGCCUUCCCACUUUGGAGUACAUUUUCAUUGCCUCACAAGGAUUUUUAGUUAUAAAUUUUUAUAUAAUUCGACAGAUUGCUUCGAGUUAUAGUCCUAGUUUCCAAAACAAAACAAAGUCGGAAUAG
Messenger RNA from Auanema sp. JU1783, 1308 nucleotides. NCBI's taxonomy places the organism in Eukaryota, Metazoa, Nematoda, Chromadorea, Rhabditida, Rhabditidae. The record is from the annotation of a GenBank genome assembly.